AUGAUCCUUGCCAUGUUGGAGCUGAUGCAGAAGACGGACGUUCCUUGGCUACCAGUGGUCACUGCCAUGUUGCGGUGCUUGGAGCUGGCCGCAGAGGUCUCUGGAACCGCGGCGGUGGUGCUCUUCCGAGACUUCAAUGGGCUCCAGAUUUAUGGCUCGGUUUUCGACCCUAGAAGCAUGGGCUGUGGUGCCAGUGCCAAAGUGGCGGACUGCACUGCCAACUCGACAUCAGCAGAAGCGACAGUUCCUGUAAGCUCGUGGUUCUUUAGCGCUCGUGACAUUGUCCAAAUCUUCUACACGAAGCAAGUUUCUGCAGACUUUGAUUCCAUUGUCACCAAGACAGAAUUCAGGAAGUCCAGCAAUUGCAGAGAGUUCGCAAAGUCCAGGGAGAUCAGAGAAACCAGCGACAUGGAGUUGGACUCGGAGCAAGCUGUCACCGAUCACGAGUCGUUGAUGGAGCUUAUCCAAAAUGUUGAGGAUGCCGAAGAAGCUUGUUGCAUAGCUGUGGCAGAGGUGAAGGCGAAGGAGGUCAAGUGGCAGCAGCGCUACACUUCGAUGACAAUCUUAGAGCCAGUGCUCGAGCUGGACAAGUCAGAGUGA
This is a messenger RNA of Durusdinium trenchii, 600 nucleotides long. Lineage: Eukaryota; Dinophyceae; Suessiales; Symbiodiniaceae. The record is from the annotation of a GenBank genome assembly.